CCAAAUAUUGUGAAACGAUUCGUUCAAAUUUAGACGAAAGUUCUUAUUUACUAUUUGGAUAACUGUUGUGAAUCUAAUAUUUGAUCAAAAGCUAAAAGGGCUUAGUUGAAUACAGCCAAACUUCAUUUAGAAUUAAUUUACAAUCAAGUAAACGAUCCUUUAAGUGCAAAGAAAGUGGAUAUCUGGUUGUGGUGUGUGCUAAUUAUGUUGACAGAUAUAAGUAGUAUAUAACAUCAAUAGAAAGUGGAAUGUCUGGCAGCAGAAAGUUGAGAAGAUCGAAUAGAAGAGAAUGGGAACAGAGAGUGAUGAGUAUGGAAAUGAAGGAACAACAAAGUCUAAGACAAUUGAUGGACAUUUUGCAAAUGGACUAGUGAACUUAUGGUAUUCACAUUUCACCAAAUAACUAUAAUAUCUUAUACAGGUAUACUUUCAUAUAUAAUCAGGAAAAUGAUCAUAAAUAUGUCAGUGAUUUAAUGUCCAACUAUAAAAAGAAUUAUUCAUCUUUCAAACAAGAAAUCUCAAAUCCAUUUUCGCUGCAGUCAUAUCAGUUUGAAUAGCCAAAACAUAUACAGUACUCUUCAAACAAAUACAUUUAUACUUGUAAAUCAAAAGAAGAGAACUGAACAAUGAAUGAAACUGUUUACGUUACUUUACCUAUCCGAAUUAUUGUUAUAAUUGAAGGAAUAAUUGGUACACUAUUCAACAUGGUUGCGAUAGUUGUUAUUUUUAGAGUGACCAUAGGUUCUAAAUUCACUUUAUUCUUACUAAGAACUCAAUCUUUACUUGACUUCGGUGCAUGUUUCUCAGCAGCAGUUUAUUAUAUAAUUCAAUCCACCAAUAUCUAUAACAAACACACUGGCUUAUACAUUAUCGAUAUCCUGAUAUGUCACUUAUGGUUUCGAAAUGCAUCCUUCUGGUUAUUUUGCAUCAUGAGUGUGCAAAAUCUAGUUUGUAUAUCAUUGGAUCGAGUGAGUUCUGUCCUAUUUCUUGGAUCAUUCAAAAAGUUUACGAAUAGAUUUUUCUUAUUAUACUUUCUUUACAUGCUCAGUAUGCUUUUAAUUUUGUACAUACCAACACCACUUCUUCGUCGUGACACUGAUAGCCGAUGUGUUAUGGAUUUUUCAUUCCCCUGGAUUCAAACAACAGCAUUUCUUAAUUACAUUGUAUACUCCUGGGUUGUGUUCGAGUACUUUGUUCCAGUUUUAGUUAUGUUGAUCAGUCAUGCAUGGGUCAUACAUAUUAUUAAGAAAUCUCAAUCAUCUCGUCAUACUGAUUCAUCACAAAAUUUGGAGUCCAGUUUGCAAAUUAAGCGUACAGUGAUUCAGUUGGUGAUUACAACAGCAAUAAUGUCAUGUCAACAAGCUAUAUUACACUCGUUUGAAUGCAUAAGUCAAAUAUUAAUCAUAUGUGAAGUUGUGGUUUACACUUAUGGUACUCCGAUUGAACAAAUGGGUACAAUACUUAUAUUAUUUGGAUGUUCUUCUAAUCCAUGUAUUCUUAUCUUCAGCACAAGUACACUGAGAAGAUAUUUAUUGUCACUAAUUAAAGGUAAAAGACAAAAAAUGUCCAGUAUUGAAACAUACGGGCAAACAGAAUAUAAUCAGAACUAA
Messenger RNA from Schistosoma haematobium, 1610 nucleotides. RefSeq lists its product as uncharacterized. The transcript has 4 exons. Lineage: Eukaryota; Metazoa; Platyhelminthes; Trematoda; Strigeidida; Schistosomatidae. Bases 627 to 1610 code for a protein of 327 amino acids. The record is from RefSeq and is a predicted model, not a curated record. Gene Ontology annotation, molecular function: G protein-coupled receptor activity. Gene Ontology annotation, biological process: G protein-coupled receptor signaling pathway. Gene Ontology annotation, cellular component: membrane.